AUGACAACGAAAUUUUUGGAGGCGAAGCUCCAGGAACUGCAAUGUAUAUUGGAUGAAGCAUUGCUGCACGGCCCCGAGACGCACUCCCACAACUCCAUCUCUAGCAACAUCAAAAAGAAACUCAGUUUCAUUCGCAACUUUGUAUCUGCUGAAGUUUCUUCUCAUCCAUCCUUACCCCAUAACUUGCACCACAUUUCAGAGUGGUUGUACAAAUUGGAGAGGGAUUUUGACAGCGAUGGUGGGAAGGCACUUGAUGAAACUGGUUUGGUUGUUUCUGAAGAGCCAGAAAAGGUUUGUCUUGAUUCUAAUUGUGAGGAGGGUGUGGUGGAAUAUAGCGGUGCUGUGGCUGCGGCAACUGGGUGUGUUGAGGAAGACAAAGAGACGGGAAAUGGAUUUGAUAAUUUGGCAUCUUCCGAUUAUGAAGACGCAGAGGACGUUUUUGAAGACUUUACAGGAGACAAGGAGGUUGUGGGAUUUGUGGGUGAUUUACUAACAAAAAGUGAAGGGGAGGGUAAUGAUUUAGAAGGAGAAGGGAGAAGAGAGAUUACAUUUGGGGAGAGAUUUCGUGCAAUGGCUGGUGGGGUUGUUAUUGGGAUGAUACUAAUGGCCUUUAUCAUCAUGCUAAAUACUUCUGAUUGCUUUCAUUACGUAGAAGAACUAAGUUUUGCGGUUCCAACUUAG
Messenger RNA from Sphenostylis stenocarpa, 681 nucleotides. The record is from the annotation of a GenBank genome assembly. NCBI's taxonomy places the organism in Eukaryota, Viridiplantae, Streptophyta, Magnoliopsida, Fabales, Fabaceae.